Molecule: messenger RNA, 1095 nt
Organism: Sparassis crispa
Lineage: Eukaryota; Fungi; Basidiomycota; Agaricomycetes; Polyporales; Sparassidaceae
Exons: 13
Coding region: 1-1095 (364 amino acids)
Source: RefSeq, a predicted model, not a curated record
AUGGCAGACACGAUAUCCGCAACCAUUCCAAAUGAGAUUGCGGCGUUGGUGCCAUCGUUAGAAGGCGCUCAAAAUACGCGUUAUCUAGCAUUGGCAACCUUCAUCGCCUAUUCGUACGAUUAUUUCUUGACUGUCGAUGAGGAGAUCGAAUACUUUUGGAAAGGGGACUGGGACUUGACGAAGAUUUUAUUUAUUACGAACAGAUAUUUUGCUCCGAUCGUCAUUAUUUUGGGGUUGAUCAGUUUGUUUGCCCCUGGCCUUUCAUUCGAAUUGUGGGUUGAUUGCACCGGGGCCAUACCGGCUACGUACAUUCUGAACAUAAUUGGUAUCUGCAUCGUGCAAGGAAUCAUCGUCCUUCGGAUUUGGUAUAUAUUCUCCAGCAGGCGUACUCUGAGGCUACUCGUGGUCGUAGCAUAUGUCGGAUGCACUGUCGCCACUGCAGUGGUGUUUGCAUCCCUGUGGCACCAAUUCGCCGCUAUCCACAUAGACAUUCCUGGUUACAAUUUCCUUGGGUGUGGCGCUCCUCCCGCAACCGAUGCAUGGAGAAUGUUCCUUCCAAAUCUGAUCAUACAUACAAUUCUAUUUAUCGGAACCACGAUCCCUGCUCUGAAACCCAAUGGCGAUGGCAGACGCUCUCCGCUGAUGCUUCGUCUUAUUCGGGACGGCGGCACGUUCUACAUAGUAGUAUUUAUUGUUGCACUUGUCUCAACAAUCGGAGCCCUGCAGCAUCAUCAUCUUGAGAUCAUGUUUCCGGCCAUAUAUUCCAAUGCCUUGCUUGGUCUCAUAUCGAUCGCCACAUCUCACCUCAUGCUGAGCAUCCGGUCGCUCGCUGCCAAUCUCUCCAUAGAUCCCAACUGGCUCUUGAACAACGCAGAACUCAGUCGCGUGCAGUGGAGGAAGGGCGCACACGACGGCGAGCUAAUUGUGGAGAUCGGGCCUCGCGAGGAAGACGAGGUUGAGCUGAGCGAUGUCACAGAGAAACGCGGGCCUACGCCCACCUUGUACACCAGUCGAGUAGGUACGUACGACGAUCUGGUACCGCCGAAAAUUACCUUCAGUACUGCCGGUGUGAGCAAGGGUGAUUUACGUGUUUGA